This is a messenger RNA of Triticum aestivum (bread wheat), 2338 nucleotides long. Its product is annotated as putative disease resistance RPP13-like protein 3. The record is from RefSeq and is a predicted model, not a curated record. Bases 1 to 2073 code for a protein of 690 amino acids. Gene Ontology annotation, biological process: defense response to other organism. The transcript has a single exon. Gene Ontology annotation, molecular function: ADP binding. Lineage: Eukaryota; Viridiplantae; Streptophyta; Magnoliopsida; Poales; Poaceae.
AUGAACAGGCUGGAUAGUUUUGAGAACGCCGUGGGAUUGGAAAAAGAUGUUAAGACGCUUGAGGGAAUGCUGCUUCGUAAAGAUCAUCCUCAGCAAAUGUUUAUCUCCUUACUUGGGGAGAGUGGUGUCGGAAAGAGUACACUGAUGGAUGUUAUCUAUCACAAUAUGGAGGUGAUUAGUCAGUUUGAAAUUGUAGUUUGGUUCAACAUGCCGCCAGAUGGCACCACAGAAACUCUCCUCCAAUCAAUCUACGAUAGAGCAUAUGUAAGUGCACCGCAACAUCAACCGGAUGAAGGCAUUGAUAUCGCCGAUAAGCUCCGACACCACCUGGAGAAAAAGAGGUACCUUGUGAUCAUCCAUGGCAUAUCCUCCGAAACCAUCCUCAACUGCCUGAGGGCGAGCCUACCAGAUGACAAUAAUGGUAGCAGUGUUGUGCUCAUGUUGGACACUGAGAGCGAAGAAGUAGCAUGGCAUGCUAACACACUGAACAAAGAUGGCAUCAAUGGAAUCCACAUGUUGAAUCGUUUGGAUGAAAAAAGAAGUGGAGAGUUGUUUUGUUCGAGGGCCUCCAGGAAAGAAAUGUCGGAUGUAAAGGAAGACAUGAGCAAGUAUGACAAAAUUGUGUACGACAUAACUGGAGGCUACCCUCUGGCUAUAGUCCUCCUGGCUGGACUCCUCCGAUUCAAGGAGAAGCCAGGGCAGUGGGAAGCAGUGCUGCAACUUCUCAGGCCUGGACCAGGAAUGGAAGAAGCACAAGGCGUUGAGGGCAAUAAGAUAAUUGGAUCUGUACUGCCCAAGGGGAGGCGGCGUAUCGAGUGGCGGAUGAGCUCUACAACACAAUCUAACCUGUCAACAAGAACGACCCUCGAGAGGGUCUUCUGGGCAAGCUUUGAAGACCUCCCCAAUGAUCUCAAGUCGUGCUUCCUUUACUUCGCUGCUUUCUCUAAGUGUACAUCUAUGCCAGCCGAUGAUAUCGUGAGGAUUUGGAUUGCCGAGGGAUUCAUCAAACCGCAAAAGGGUAAGACUAUGGAGGAGCUGGGCUACAACUACCUCAACGAGCUGCUCUUGAGAUGCCUUGUUAAGGUUGAAGAAGAGGCGAACGACGCCUACAUCAAUGAGGAGUUCAGCGUUCACAAAAGGCUCCAUGGGUUCCUGCAAUCAGAGGCUCGCGAAGCAGGAUUCAUUGAUGUUCAUGACACGUAUGACAUCUUUGUUCCACCGUCGGUGCGACGUCUCUCUUUCAUGAGUUUCGAACGCGGACAUACGGCAUUCACCAACAAGUUCCGUAAGCUGCGUUCCUUCAUUAGCUGUGUCGAUGAGCAAGACCAGCGUAAUGACAGCCAAGGCGUGUACCAGAAGCGUCGGCAUGAUCUCAAGUUUUUGUGCAGGUCCAAGUUCCUUCGUGUGAUCCAUGUAUCUGGAUUAGGGAUUAGGGAACUUCCAAAUGAGAUUGGUGACAUGGUUCACUUGCGGUACAUAUUAAUUGGUAGCAUGGACCUCGAGAAGCUCCCCUCAAGCAUUAAGAGUCUGCUCAACCUGCAGACACUAGAUAUAAGUGAAACUCGAGUCGAGGAGAUUCACCCAUCCUUCUGGAAGAUAAAGACAUUGCGGCAUGUGAUGGCAUCAAAGCUCAGUCUUCCAGCAUCCAUCGACGAAGAACUGGACGAGCUGCAGACGCUCUGGGGUGUAAAACCUGCCCAACAAGGAGAAUGGGAUCAACGGGAUUGCCCAUUGCACAAGACGACCAAACUCCGGUCAUUGUUUCUGGAUGGAUUCGAGCAGUCUAAACAUGGGGCCGCACUUGAGAGUGCUCUCGGGAAGAUGAGUUUCCUUGCAAACUUGAAGCUGGAAGGUGAUGAGAUCCCUUCAUGUGUCUUCACAGCACAGAACCUUCGAUACCUUGAGACAAUAGAUAUCGCCGGCAAAAUCAAAUGGCCUGAGGCCACAUCAGAUGUUCGCAGGAUCCGGCCUAACCUUGUUAUGCUCAAAGUGUACAAGGAUAGCAGUGAGGAGGCGGUGCCCCAGCACAUCCAGAACCAACUGGAGGGGAUAUUGACGGUAGCCAAUGUAUAGAACAGGACUCUGCCUCCUUAUAUUUUCUACAAGCUUCCCUUGUCGAUUCAAUCAAUUGGUUUGGUGCCAUGCAUACAAACAAGAAGGAGGACAUGACGUAAAGUUGAAGGUACAUAUGCAGCACAAGGUGAAGGAAACUGCCUGCCCGCCCGGUGUCUCCUCAAAACAAUACAAAAAAAGUGUCUUUACUUUGUGAAACAAUGUACUGUAUUGUGUAUAUAUCGUGUUGUUAUGUGUUAUUUAUUUGAAAUCUCUAUUUACCCCA